Phycomyces blakesleeanus NRRL 1555(-) is the source of this 1371-nucleotide messenger RNA. RefSeq lists its product as hypothetical. Bases 1 to 1371 code for a protein of 456 amino acids. Gene Ontology annotation, biological process: regulation of DNA-templated transcription. Lineage: Eukaryota; Fungi; Mucoromycota; Mucoromycetes; Mucorales; Phycomycetaceae. The record is from RefSeq and is a predicted model, not a curated record. The transcript has a single exon.
AUGAGCAACAUCGACAACACCGACAGCACCGAUAACACCAAUGACCUUGUUAUUUUUAGCAAAGCUUUUCCAACGAAGUAUGAUUAUGCUUUGACCGAGUUCAACUCAAUCUUUCUUAUCGGAAGAGAAUUCUCUUCAACUGAAGCUGUUCGUGAAGCUGCCAAGGCAUAUGGCACUAAGCAUAAUAUUGCCUUAACCACUACUUUCUCAUCAACUUCUCGCAUAAAAAUGAGCUGUAAGCACGCUGGUGAGUAUAGAGACACCAGAAAGGCCAAGAAAGCAGCUUUAAAUGUCUCUGUGGGCGAAGACAGUCCUCUUCCUGGAUGGAAGAGACAGCGGGAAAAGGAUACGCAGAAAAGAGGUUGCCCAUGCUUUGUGUAUGCUUCGAGAAAGAAAACCGGGAUUAUUACUGUGAACUCGCGUGAGGCACAGCAUAACCAUGGGAUUGAAGAUGACCGUAGAGCUUAUGCUAUGUACCGCAAGCUCUCGCCGGAAGCCAUGUCCCUCGUUACCAAGCACCUUGAAGAUCAAGAUGAUGUUUCUACAAUCUUUGAAGAUUUGAAGGACAAUGGAUUCAAAAAUAUUAUUCGUCAAGAUAUUGAGAAUAUUAAGCAAGAUUUUAGAAAAUCUGAUGUGGGAAAGGAGAUGUCUGGCUUCAUCACCAUCUUGCAAGAGCUUAACUUCCAUGUCAGACACUCUGUCAGCAGUAGUGAACAUAACAAGGACAACAUGGUUUUUUUUGCUCAUAAAGACGCAGUUGAAAAGGCAAGACGAAUGGCCGGGACAGUUGUGAUCGAUGCAACAUACAAGACAGAUAUUCAUAAAAUGGCAUUCGUCAAUAUUGUUGGGACUGACAGCACAGAAGGCAAAUUUCGUAUGCCUUUAAAAACGUUUCCAAUUGCCGGUGCUUGGGUGGAAAGCGAAACAGAAGAGAAUUAUCUCUGGGUAAUUCGCUGUCUGCGCGAUGCAGUAUGGCCAGAUGUUGACGACAGUACCAACACCAACAUCAACACCACCAACAAUGCUACAUCUACACUCACACCUAUUCUUCCAAGUAUGAUAGUUACCGAAAAUGAAGGACACUUGAGAAAUGCAGCUUCUUUUAUUUUUCCUGAAUCAAAAAGUCUUGUGUGCUAUAAGCAUAUCAAGACUACCUUCAAGAAACAGCUAUUCCCGGUGAUGAAAGGAGAUGAGGAUGGUGAAAAAAUAAUUCUCUUGGAGAAAUUGACAGGUUAUCUUGACCGAAUCUUUCUGGAGUGCACUACUCCUAAAGAAACAAAAAUAGAAACUGCCAAUCUUCUCAACUUUGCAAAAGAGAAUUGCAAUGACCAUGGAAAAUUAGCCGCUGAUUUUCUUGAGAGGUACAUAUAG